Molecule: messenger RNA, 1690 nt
Organism: Carassius carassius (crucian carp)
Lineage: Eukaryota; Metazoa; Chordata; Actinopteri; Cypriniformes; Cyprinidae
Gene: dennd2db
Product: DENN/MADD domain containing 2Db
Exons: 13
Coding region: 138-1553 (471 amino acids)
Cellular component (GO): nucleoplasm; cytosol
Source: RefSeq, a predicted model, not a curated record
CGAGAAUCCCUUCAGUCUGUGAGUGUCAGACAUACAGCAGUGUGUGUGUGUGUGUGUGUGUGUGAAGAGCAGAGAUAAACAGAGACGAGACGAGGACAGGACAGCGAACUACCGCCGACACUGAUAUUCUUGUGGACAUGGAUCACAGAGCCAUGAAGAAGGUCAGCUCCAUGUUCUCGUCUCUUCAGGAGAAACUGCACCGAGCCAAGCGCAGCUCCUCUGAUCCCGGUGUGUCUCCUGUUCCGGGUGCGGUGCCUCCUGCAGGACGCAGACACACUGGUCAGCUCUUCUUCGAGUAUCUGCUGGUGGUCAGUCUGAGGAAGAGGAGGAACGAGGAAGGGUACGAGCCCCACAUCACCUACCAGUUCCCCAAGCGUGAGGUGAUGGGCCGUCUGCAGCGAGAGGAAGAGGAGAAGUGCAUGAAGGCCGCUCAUCUCUUCUGCUUCCCAGAGGGAAUCAACUGGGCUCCUCUGACCGAAUACAGGAGUGAGACGUUCUCGUUCGUUCUGACUGAAGUUGAUGGCAGCCGGAGGAACGGAUACUGCAGGAGACUGCUGCCGGAAGGCCGCGGCGCUCGUGUUCCAGAGGCGUACUGCAUCAUCAGCCAUGUGGCGUGUUUCGGACUCUUCUCAAAGAUCUUUGACGAGGUGGAGAAGCGCAGGCAGAUCUCCAAAGCCAUGAUCUAUCCGUUCAUGCAGAGCCUGCGGGAGGCACCGCUGCCCUCGCCCGGAAACACCGUCACCAUCCGAAGCUUCAUCCCGGACGCCGGAACCGAGACCAUCAGUCUGACGCGGCCCGCAGAGUCCUGGCUCGAACACGUGGACUUUAACACGCUCUUCAGCUGCCUGAGCGACGAGGAGGUGCUGAUGGUGUUCGCCGCCACCGUCAUGGAGCGACGGAUCGUUUUCAUCUCGGAGGAGCUCAGCACUCUGUCGCAGGUUCUUCACGCUGUAGCUGCUCUCCUGAAUCCAUUUGUGUGGCAGCAUACGUUCAUUUCAAUCGUUCCUACAGUUCUGAUUGAUGUUUGUGCAGCACCAACGCCAUACCUGCUGGGAGUCCAGAAGAACCUGCUGGACCUGCUGACGGACCACAGCGACCUGAUGAUUGUCGAUCUGUCGCCCGGAGCAGAAACUAAAUUCAUCACGAGAAUUGGAGACGAGGAUGUUCUCCUUCCUGCUAAACUGAAGGAGGAGCUGCUGUCCCGUCUGUCUGCGCGCACACACCACGCCUCGACGGAGGAGCUCAACCGGCUGGUGUCAGAGGCCUUCCUGUUCCUCUUCAUCAGGAGCAUGGGUCACUUCUCACAGCACUUCAAGAGGAGCGGGAACUCACGCCAGUUCCAGAAGAAGAGCUUCCUGAAGGCCGUGGAACACAAGUCACACCUGAGCUUCGUCAAGCUCUUCAUCCAGACGCAGAUGUUCGAUCUGUUCAUUCAGGAAGAGGAAACACAAGCCCACCCUAACGCGUUCUUCCACAGGAAGGUGUCCGAGUAUCAUGAGAGGAAGAAGAGCGAGAAGAUGAAGGCCGGCUGGGUGCGAGGAGUCGUGGUGUAAGAGCGAGUGCCUUCAGUGUUACGUCCUCUCAAACUUUCCAAGAGACACUUCAGACCUGCGGUCAAUAUUUAAUGCUGUUUAUUUCUAUUUUAACAUAAUAAGCAAAUUGAGCCAAUAAACUUAUGUUUUACUGUUGU